UCCCUCCGGUACACUGAUGAGCUUCUAUUCAAUUCAGUACUGUAUCAUAUAUCUGCUGAAUUUUGUCGCAUUGAAUUAUAAUUCUGGGUGGUAAUUUGCGUUGCGCGUACUUGGAGUCCUUGGUAGACAAUGCCCCUCCGACUCUACCCCGCGGUCCCGGCCGACGCCGGCCGUAUUUCUGAAAUACACAUGGCAGCCUUCGCUGAUAAUGCCAUGCUCCUUGCCCAGUUUCCCACACCUGAAGUGCGUGCGGGGCUAAAGGAGAGCAUACGGAUGAAAGCCCUUGCGGAUAUUAGCGACGCGAGAGUUUCCGUGCUUGUUGUCCGGGAACUUUUAUCCGAUCCAGGCUCAUCGAAUACGACAGGCGCAGAAGGUGAUGGCAAUCAAUGCCCUGGGGUCGUUGGAGAGGGGGAAAUGGAGGAGAGUGCACCACAAAGAAUCAUUGCUUUUGCUAAGUGGUCGCAUCCCGUGAGCGAACAUGAGGAUUACGAAGAGCCGGCUUGGGUAUGGCCCGCGGGAACGAACAUGAAGAUCCUGAACAGUUGGGUUAAGGCCGCCGAGGAGAGCCAGGAUGAAGUGGUCGGUGAUCGCCCAUGUUAUCGUCUUACCUUCAUGGGAACAGACCCAGCGUAUGAACGGAGGGGAGCCGCUUCGAUGAUGGUCAACUGGGGGUUAGAACAAUGCAACAAGGGCGGUGUUCCAGGCUAUUUGGAGAGCACAUUAGAGGCUGCACCGUUUUAUGAGAAGAUGGGCUUCGCGGCUUCUGGGAAGAUUUCGAUGAGAUACCUAAUCGAGGGCCAGGAACAGUCUGCGAUAUAUGAGGAGAUUGCAUUUGUCUAUCGCCCAGGUUCAUCAUAGAAAGCGAUGACUGAGCACAAUAACCGCAGUGCUACUGCACACGGCAAUGCAAUUCUCGUACCAAUAAAGCCACUAAACGUGUCUCAUCCUACUUUCGGCUACAGACAGGGGUCGAUAUCUUGGCCUUCACUGCUCAGGUCGGUUGAGGGGGAUCUGGAAUGACAGCAUAUGUUACGAUCACAAGAUGCGACAGUCUCCUGCUUCUAGUAUUCUAUCACCUCGACGGGAAAGGCUACUCUGCUGGAAUUGAUAACUUGAAUCUUCCUCCAUCGAGUUUUCGACUUCAUUAUGAGGCGACUUCGAAGGCCGUUGAAGUGAGGCAAUAGUGAAGGCAGUCUAUUGCCUGAUAUCUAUAGUGCCCUUAACCAUAUGGAUACCUGAAAACUGAAGCACAGUGAUCAUAACUGCACUUGAUGGAACAAUCAACUUUCGAAGUUACCUUCACAGG
This is a messenger RNA of Xylaria bambusicola, 1306 nucleotides long. Its product is annotated as putative GNAT family acetyltransferase. Gene Ontology annotation, molecular function: acyltransferase activity, transferring groups other than amino-acyl groups. Bases 130 to 858 code for a protein of 242 amino acids. NCBI's taxonomy places the organism in Eukaryota, Fungi, Ascomycota, Sordariomycetes, Xylariales, Xylariaceae. The transcript has 2 exons. The record is from RefSeq and is a predicted model, not a curated record.